AUGACUCCUCCCGCCAAGGUUCUUAGCCCCGUGUCUCCCACCCAUAGCGACACAGCCACUCAGCUCGCUCGUCGUCACAGGGCUGCUUCGCUCUGCACCCUCCCAAAGGAAAAGCCCAAACGGCUGGGCCACAGCCUGUUCGGCCUGCUGAAGGAGACCCAUCACUUCAAGGAGCAGAAGCUCGCUUUCCCGAUCAGUACCCCAUUUCAGCGGUCUUAUACCAGUGCGACAAAGACCCUGGAGGAUACCGUGACGGCCAAGGUUGGGGAUUAUGUGGAGACUGGACACCCCUUGGUGAUGUCCCACGCCGUGAGAAUGGGCAUGGGACCCAAGGACUGUCGCCGGUGCGGGAACCCCGUCAACGAGCCUGUCGGCGGGGCGGCCGGUAGGGGUGGGCGACUGCGGGCGAUGUCGUGCCCUGCUGGGGGGGGGGAGGCGAUGAGGGAAAAGUUCAGGACUAAGGAGGAAGACAAACAGCCGGAGUUGCAUCUCGAGGAGGCCGAGAUGGCUGAGGAAAGAACCAUCUCGAGUCGCCCGCGUAGUGCGAGUACCGGCACGCAUCCGCUUUUUGCACGUACAGAUAUGAUCGAUACGCUUGCGAAGGCGUCGGCUGCCGGACGCGUCCGUCCUACGGCUGUUGAGGGCGUGAAGCUCAACAAGGUCCAGCUGUGGCAGGAUACUGCCCUCAACAACUUCUGCCCCGGCUGCUAUGCUGCAGUUUCUUUGUGUCACGCGGCUCAGGUCGCACUCCAGGCUAUUUCCGAGGCAGCGGCUGUUGAGCGCGCAGGUGAGGGGGCUGUGAAGGACAUCCUCCGUGCGAUCACCAAGAAGCGCGAGCGUGCCUCUCGAAACCACCGCGAUCUCACUGUUCAGCCUGAGACCCCUGACGACGAUGAAGUGAUCGACAUCGUCUUCAGCGACGUCGAACAGGACGGGCACAACUCGGACGGCUCGUUCUCCUCGCUCGGCUCUCAGGGUCCGGUCCCCCCUGCUCCUCCCGGCACUCCGGUUCAUAGCGUCGACCUGGACUUGGAGGAUCAGCAGUCACGUAAGGACAUUGAGGCCGGUAUCACUCUGCUCAUGACCGAAGAGGACAUCGACGACGAACUUGUUCAAAUUGACGCCGGUCUCAUCGAGGCAGUUCUGCCGAUGGUGGAUGACCGCGCCAAGAGUAAGUGGAUGGCGUCUAUGCCUCAGCGGUUUAUGGAGGAAGUUGAGGGUCUGAAGGCGUUGAUUGUUGAGGGGCAGGAGAUGAUUGUUGAUGGGAACCGUAAGGACAAGGCUAAUUGGAGGAUGAUGGUUCUGAUGUAA
This is a messenger RNA of Thermochaetoides thermophila DSM 1495, 1311 nucleotides long. RefSeq lists its product as uncharacterized. NCBI's taxonomy places the organism in Eukaryota, Fungi, Ascomycota, Sordariomycetes, Sordariales, Chaetomiaceae. The coding region runs from base 1 to 1311 and encodes 436 amino acids. The transcript has 2 exons. The record is from RefSeq and is a predicted model, not a curated record.